Drosophila kikkawai is the source of this 789-nucleotide messenger RNA. Its product is annotated as lymphotoxin beta receptor inhibitor-like. The record is from RefSeq and is a predicted model, not a curated record. Lineage: Eukaryota; Metazoa; Arthropoda; Insecta; Diptera; Drosophilidae. Gene Ontology annotation, molecular function: calcium ion binding.
CUGAACGAUUAUAAAUCAAAUUUUGACUUGUAGUCUUGGUAACACAGCCUUUACAAGCAAAAACCCCUCUGGAAACCUACCCACAACCAUGCCGAAGUUUAUUCCAAACCAGAUACUCAUCUUCCUGAUUGGUCUAUCAGCUGGCCAGCGCUUGCCUCCCGGUGUCAAUCCAAAACGCUAUCAACCACCAGAACAGCAUGUCCACCCUCAGCAAUAUUCCUACAAACAAGAGUCCCUGGCUCAGUAUCUGCAAGGUUCAGAGCAUCAGAUGCCACAUCACCAUCACCAUCAGGCACAGGAGGACCUAAGCCAAAAGGUCAUAACCACUGGAAACAUUGACCUAGAGCGCAGUCAUAUCCAAGAACACAUGCCAGUGCCUAUCGAUACAAGUCAAAUGGCCGAUGCCGAGCUACAGUUUUAUUAUUUCAAGAUGCACGAUUCCGAUGGCAACAACAAGCUGGAUGGUUGUGAACUGUACAAGGCACUGGUCCAUUUGCAUGGCGAAGACGACAAGAUUCAAGUCAGUUUGGAUGCAAAGACCCUAAGCGACGAAGAGCUGGCAGUACUCAUUGAUCCCAUUCUAGAGAUGGAUGAUACCUCGCGCGAUGGUUUUAUAGACUAUCCGGAGUUUAUCAAGGCAAGGAUCAAGAAGCAAGUGUAAGAGAUGGAGGAAUAAUACGAUUUAUAAGUAGGAAAUCAUCUUCAUACACAAAAAAUAAGAUAUGUAGAAAGUAAAUUCUAGCUUGAGGAAUGAAUAAAGACCUUGGAAAAGCAUUUAAGAAUAAUGUA